AUGACCAGUCCUCUCCGUGGUCUAUUUCCAGAGAGGAAUAAUUAUGAUAACUUCCCAAAUUCAUCUUCUCGAAGAUCCAUAGGGAGUGAAAUGGGGGGAGGAAAUUUUGAACGUGUAUCUGGAGGAGCUGACAACAAAAUACUGAAUAAUGCGGACCAUAGUAUUCCUUCUUCACGUCAGGCACAGAACAGUGGGAGCCCUCGAAAUUCAACAGAAAGUAAUAUUUUAAAAUCUAUAAUUCAUGAAGAGCUUAAGGAAGGGUAUAGUCAAUUAAAAGAUCGCUUGAAAAGCGACCGAUUUUAUUUAAGUAAUAGAUUCAAAACUAAGCAGGGUGUUUCUGAAGGGGCUGAAACGCCUACAGAUGAGGGUAGUGAAGUUUAUUUUAAAACUUACGAUCGUAAAGUUGAAAAUGAGUAUGCACUAAGAGAUAGGAUGAACAAACUCCUUGAUGAAAUGAGUAGUAGGCCCAUUAAGAUACUAAACAAUGAUGAUUUAAAUGACAUAUUUGUUGGUGGUCAUGAACAAAUUGAUAUUAAAAAACCUGGGAAAUGGGGAAAGAUAUGUAAAAUCCUUCGAGAGAAUAAGAAUAAAGGAAUACAAAACAUUUCGGUGUACAGUAGUUCAAAGGAAGAUGAUACAAAUUCGAAUGAGACACAUAUAAUUGAUUUAGAUAAAAAUAUACGAUGGGAGAGAAACGAAUAUAACUAUAAUAACAGCUCGAAGAGAAUGCUUAAGGAAAAGUGGGAUCCAUUUUUAAUAACCACUUCCAGCAAUGUACUUACAAGUAGUUAUAACAAAUUUAAGUCGUCUACGAAUCAGCAAAUUAGCAUGUCUAUGAAAAGAUCCCAAAAGUAUCACGUUCAAAGGAAAUUGACAGCACGCCAUCUUCAGAUGAUUGCCAUUGGUGCUUCGUUGGGAGUAGGGCUUUAUUUAACUUCUGGUAAGGCAUUCAGUGUGGCAGGACCUUUGGGAACUUUAAUCGGGUUUUCUAUUUGUGGAAGCAUUUGUCUAGCAACUAUGCUAUCGUUUACCGAACUUUCAACCUUAAUUCCUAUAUCUUCCGGCUUUUCUGGUCUCGCUUCUAGGUUUGUAGAGGAUGCCUUUGGUUUUGCCUUGGGGUGGUCUUAUUGGAUAUCUUUUACUAUUGCAUUACCUAGCCAAAUUGUUGCUAGCAUUUUUAUGAUAAGCUACUAUUCACCAGAUUGGACUACUACCGUGAAAUCCACACUAAUAUUUGUUACUGUUUUCUGGAUAUACGUAACGGCAGUAAACCUAUUGGAUGUGCGGUUCUUUGGUGAGAUAAUUUAUACAUCUACUCUUUUCAAACUACUAAUUACAAUUAUCAUGAUGUUUGCCAUGUUUGUGCUAAAUUUGGGAGGUCGCAAUACAAGAGUUGGAUUUAGGUUUUGGGAUAGUUCCAAAUCACCACCUGGACUUACCUAUGGACUAUUUCGUCCAACGUUUGACUUAAUGGACACAGGACAAGGAAGUCUAAAUGGUAUUCAUGGUAUAAAGGGAAAUGUUUUGUCCGUGGUGUUGGUGGUACUAAUAUCCACAUUUUCUUUCAGUGGCGUUGAAAUGGCGUUUGUUGCUAGUGGUGAAGCAAUCAAUCCUAGAAGGACUUUGCCUGCCGCUACCAAACGUACGUUUGCCCAAAUAAUACCAAUUUAUAUACUUGCUAUUCUUUUUGCGGGGCUAAACAUUUAUAGUGGUGACUCCAGAUUACUAAGAUAUUUCCCCCCUACUCAUAAUCCUGUUAAUAUGAGUAGCGAGGACAUCCAGUGGCAGAUAGAGAAUACUUGUACAGGUGAUAAGAUUUAUAAUUUAGGUGCCAGCAACAACGGAAACAAAAGUCCGUGGGUCAUAGCAUUGCAAAGUUUCGGUCUUUGCACAUUUGCAUCAGCAUUCAAUGGCAUUCUAAUUUUCUUUGGAGUGAGUGCAGCAUGUUCAUCGCUAUUCGCUUCAAGUAGAACCUUGUAUUCGAUGGCUACCCAAGAGAAGGCCCCAAGAAUAUUUCAAACAUGCAACCAUUAUGGAGUGCCAUGGGUGGCUGUUUUGUUUUCUAGCGCUUUUGGCGUUAUAGCAUACUUAGCUGUAAAUGAGGCUUGUUAUAGAAACUUCCAGACGCUUUCAAACUUAGCCAGUGCUACGAUCGCGAUCAUCUGGUGUGGUUUGAAUGUAUCAUUUUUGAGGUUUUAUUUUGCGUUGAAAAGAAGACCAGAUAUUAUUUCUAGAGACGAUCCAAAUUUCCCGUAUAAGUCUCCAUUCCAACCCUAUUUAUCACUCUACGGGCUUAUAGGCUCAACUUUAGUCGUCUUUUUUAUGGGUUUUACUAACUUCAUCGAUGGGUUUUGGUCAACCAGGUCUUUUGUGUCGUCAUAUGGUGGUUUAAUCUUAUUCAUAGCGUGUUACGCUAGCUACAAAACAUUUGGCACAUCAAAAAUUCAACGUUUAGACCAGUUAGAUAUGGAUACAGGGAGACGUGAAAUGGAUAGAAUGAUUUGGGAUGAGCAUAGGCAAUAUUCUGGUAGUAUUGGAGAAAAGUUACGGAAUCUGGUUACAUGGUGGUUCUAA
Messenger RNA from Eremothecium cymbalariae DBVPG#7215, 2574 nucleotides. It is a transcript of the gene SSY1, whose product is annotated as Ssy1p. Lineage: Eukaryota; Fungi; Ascomycota; Saccharomycetes; Saccharomycetales; Saccharomycetaceae. The record is from RefSeq and is a predicted model, not a curated record. Gene Ontology annotation, cellular component: membrane. The transcript has a single exon. Gene Ontology annotation, molecular function: amino acid transmembrane transporter activity. Gene Ontology annotation, biological process: amino acid transmembrane transport. The coding region runs from base 1 to 2574 and encodes 857 amino acids.